UAUUAGCAGUAUGUUUACUUACACACCAGCCAUACAAUAUAUAAAACUGCUCUGCAGUACUGACAGCUACCGACAGGAGGCACUCUGGUUACAGCGAGAGACCUGCCGCCCUGGGCUGUGUGUGUGUGUGUGUGUGUGUGUGUGUGUGUGUGUGUGUGUGUUUCCAGAAUGUUUUUUAUUAGGAGACAAUAGCGUUGCGCUCAGUGCAUGACCCCUCUCCCCCCCCCCAAAAAAACACACACAUGAACGCACACUGACCGUGCACGCGCAGUGUUUGCCGACAUGAAUUCAAACUAUUACUGUGGUUGAGAAAACAAAGCCUCGACGAGGAGGAGGCUGACUGACUGCCCUCACCGCCUGUGCGCUUUUACGCACACGCACAUUGCGCACCCAUUGCUUUUUACGCAUUUAAGCUCAGAAUGGAUUUACGCACACACACACACAUGCACGGAGAGGAGGGCGCGUGACGCACGGCAACAAUUACAUGAACGAAUUUAGGGGGAGAAGUGCACGCGCGUAAAAUACCGAAAGAGAGAGAUUAGAGAGAGCAGAUAGAAAUGACAGGUUGGUGUUGUUGGAGACAUUAAAGGUCGACGGAGAGUGUCAGUCUGGAGACGGAAGGACGGAAAGGAAGAAGAAGAAGAAGAAAAAAGAGGAUUUGUUGACAAAAUCACCAAGUUGGAGUUCGCUCCUCCUCUCAGUGAUGUAGCCAAGAGACGGAACCUCCUUAAUUACUAAUUUCUCUCCAUCCAAGCCACGCUCUCUCUCUCUCUCUCUCUCUCUUUCUGUCUAUCUCUCUCUCUCUCUCUUUCUCUCUCUGUCUCUCUCUGGUUCUCUCUCUCCACUCCUCCAUCCAUCCAUGCAUCAUCUCUCAUCCUGACCCUUCUUCUUUCUCUCUCCUCUCUGUCUCUCUCGGUUCUAGACCGGAUAACGGAGGUGGACGAGCCUGCUGGAGUUGUUGUUCUUUUUUUUAUUAUUAUUAUUUAUUCCUGGUUUUUGGGAGAGCCGCCACCGGGCAUGGAGGAUGUAAAAGACCCGCCGACCGUCCACCGGUCCUCCUCCUUCAGCAUCAAGAGCCUCCUGCUUCCGUCCAAGUGCGACCGACCGGACCCGGUCUGCGUCUCCGCCGCCGCCGCCGCUGCGGUCGUCGUUGGCCCCGGGACCUUCUCUCCUUCCCCGGGCUCCGACUCCGAGAAGUCGCUGGACCCGCCGGAGGUGGACUCCUCCACGGCUGCGGCUCUGGACCCGGAGAAGCCGGGCAAGGAGGAGCCGGGUGAGGAGGAGGAGGAGGGCGGAGGAGGACCGGGGGACGGCGGCGGGGCCACACCGGAGCAGAACACUAACAGCGGGAAAAACGGGAAAUACGACAAGCCUCCGUUCAGCUACAACGCGCUGAUCAUGAUGGCCAUCCGGCAGAGCCCCGAGAAGCGGCUCACGCUCAACGGCAUCUACGAGUUCAUUAUGAAAAACUUUCCGUACUACCGGGAGCACAAGCAGGGCUGGCAGAACUCCAUCCGGCACAACCUGAGCCUCAAUAAGUGCUUCGUGAAGGUGCCCCGGCACUACGACGACCCGGGGAAGGGCAACUACUGGAUGUUAGACCCGAGCAGCGACGACGUGUUCAUCGGAGGGACCACCGGGAAGCUCCGGCGGCGCUCCGCCACCUCCCGGGGGAAACUGGCGAUGAAGCGCGGGCUGCGCUUCGCUCCUCUCGGUCUGGGGAUUAACGAGCGGGCAAACAACCCGCUGUACUGGCAGAUCUCUCCGUUCCUCUCGCUGCACCACCACCACCACCACCACCCGCACUACAACGGAUCCUCAUCCGGGUUUCUGAACCAGGCGGCCGGCUACGGGUCUCUGCUGCCCGCGGUGGAGCAGCUGAGCAACGGGGACCUGGGCCGCUCCAUCCUCGGAGGGUCGUCCUCCGGGCCGCUGGGCUUGACGAACAGUUACGGGAUGAGCACGUCGCCGGUCGGGCUGCUCUCCGGACAGACUGCCGGGUAUUUUGUCUCAGGAACCGGACACGGAGCGGGCCAGGGCCCGCCGGGAGGAGGACCGGCUCCUCCGCCGCACCUCCAGCAGAGCGCCGCGGGGUUCGGUUGCCUGGCGACCGGCAGCAGCUCCCCGCAGGCUCUGCUUUCGGACUCGCUCAGAAACAGCCUACCGGUACCGGCCUUCUCUCCGGGCGGCUCCGCGGGGUUCCCCGGGGUGCUGUCCCAUCAGAAGAGGUUGACACCCAACGCGUUCCUAAACUGAACUCACCCUCAUCUCCAUCAGCUCUCAUGAUGGCACCGGGACGAGGACGUUAAUGUUAAAGGGCAAAUAAUAAAGUGAUAAAUAUCAAAUAUUGAUCGCAAAAAAUCUAUAUAUAUAUGAAGUGAAACGUUUUGGCCAUAUUCUGCCCCCGAAGAGCAACGGGUUUAUUUUGAUGAUUUUUUUUUUUUUUUGUCGCAUUUGUUUGAAAAAGGGACAAACUUUUGUUACCCGCGGGUUGUUGUAUAACUGUAAACUAGACUUGCCAAAGGUAACGCUUUAAGUAUAUUUCAAGCUAUUUAUAUCUUGUACAAAGAUUUUCAGUACUUUCUUUGAGUCUUUUAUUUAUGUUUUGUAUUUAUUGUACAAUGUAUUUAAAUUUUAUUCAGUGUAUACUUAUCAGUAUUGAGGGGUUGAAAUAAGACAUACAGGGUUAAUAAUUAUUUAUGAAUUUUUAGACAAUCAUGGAGUAAAAAACGACAAUCAAAACUUUUUCUUUUCUCUUUUUUUUGGGGAGGAAAAACUUUUGAAUAAGUAAAUAAUGAAUAAAUAAAGCCUUAAAAUCAGCAGAAACAAUCAGGGGUUUUGAGAGGAAAAAUAAGCCUACAAAUCAUAUAAUCAUAUCUCUACUCAGGUUUGACCCCGGACAGGCCUCAUAAUAAUAAUAACAACAAUCACAUGAAUAAUAAUAAUAAACCUGCUCUCUGUGAAGAGUUUCCUUCCAAAAUAAUGAUAUCCAAAAACAAAACAAACUGUUUUUUUCAAUAUGGCAGAACUGUUGUUAAGCUAUAAUAAUAUCCUUACUGCUGCCUUUCUGUGCUCAAAAUGCAACUUGAACCGCCCCUUUAAAUAAAUAAAUGGAUAUAAAUGUUUUUGGAAUAGAACUCUUCAUAAAAUUAUGCAAAACAACGCAGCUGUAACACAAGUUUUUGUAUGUUUUUCUGUUCUGAAAGUCCAGAUUGUCCUCUUCACUUUGGUUUGAUUAGGCCGAUAUGUGUGUUGUGUGUUUGUGUGUGUGUGUGUGUGUGUGUGUGUGUGUGUGUAUAGGCCUGUAUGAGCGUAAAACCUCCUGCGCAUGUGCGCUAAGGGCCACAAUUUCAAAUUCAUUAAAAAAAAAAAAAA
Molecule: messenger RNA, 3375 nt
Organism: Sebastes umbrosus (honeycomb rockfish)
Lineage: Eukaryota; Metazoa; Chordata; Actinopteri; Perciformes; Sebastidae
Product: forkhead box protein G1-like
Exons: 1
Coding region: 1018-2256 (412 amino acids)
Biological process (GO): regulation of transcription by RNA polymerase II
Cellular component (GO): nucleus
Molecular function (GO): sequence-specific double-stranded DNA binding; DNA-binding transcription factor activity
Source: RefSeq, a predicted model, not a curated record